Molecule: messenger RNA, 1349 nt
Organism: Zophobas morio
Lineage: Eukaryota; Metazoa; Arthropoda; Insecta; Coleoptera; Tenebrionidae
Exons: 3
Coding region: 115-1287 (390 amino acids)
Source: RefSeq, a predicted model, not a curated record
AGAUGGCCCUCCUCCGAUCCUGCGCUCCUUCCUCGUUGUCGUGUCUACGCCAUUCGCUUUCUUGUGCUCGUUCUGUCAACAAGAGUUCGCGAUUGGUACGGAUCAACCGUGAGAAUGGGGCACAGAAGCCGAAAACGCUCCCGUUCCACAUCGCCGCGCAGACGGGCGUCGUCCAGUGCAUCCUCUUUAAGUGAUGACGCCGCCACAUGCAAAAGACUGGCCAAACGUCUGCGCCGCCUGGAGCGCAAGGUAAAACGACAGAGGCGGGCUACGCCACGCCGUUCUGUCGCUCGGUGUUUACAAGACCGAGUAUCUCGCCAUGGCGCGAGUAAUAAUCAUCCAUAUCGCCGAUCUCCCGACAGCGAUCGCUCCCGCCCGGUUUCUUCUGCCGACGAGAACGGGGAUGAUCGUGGCACAGUACGAUGUCCGACUCCCACGUCUCCGUCGACGCAGUUAAGUAAAUCCGUGGAACCGCAACCGGCCGACGCCGAUGUCGUACUCGUAUGCAAUGACAACGAGCUCGAACAGGAAAUUCUGGACGUGUUAGGCGCCGACCCGUCCGCCGCUACGACGGACAAAUGUCAACUGCACACGGCGCUUGCGUCCCGCUGGACGCAUGUGCUUACGAACGGCUUGGAGGCGACAACAAGAAACGACCUGCUCGCCAAAUACAAAAUUCCUAUUAAUUGCGCGCGACUUGAGGCGCCUGCUUUGAACCCCGAAAUAAAACCUGCUUUGUCCGAACUGUCACUCAAAAAAGACAAGUAUCAGACCCUCGCCCAAACACAACUGGGCGUAGGUUUAGUGCCGUUAGCACAGGCCAUAAAUGCGCUUCUCGCAUCAAACGAACCGCCACACUUCGAUAACAUUCUUUCGUUGCUAGCGGACACCGGAAGACUGCUCACGGACCUCUUUUUUACCAUGUCCAAGCAUCGCCGCUAUAAUAUAAGCCAGAAUUUAAAUAAAUCGCUCAAGGACGUCCUGCAGGAGGACACGCCCGGCGAAUUUCUAUUUGGACAGGCGCUCGCCGACCGCAUAAAAACCGCCAAGUUCCUCCAAAAAUCUAGCCUGGACUUAAAGGCGGCAAAAGCUCCAAGGUCGCAACCGGAAAAAAGGGGGGGGGUUACCAAGUCCACAGUGAUGGUAGCACCCUCUGGGUCGGGAAACCGGCGAAGUCCAAUCCGAACAUCGAGACGCCGGAGCGGACUGUUGACGUCGCAAGCGACAUUCCAAGCGUCUCGCUCAGGAAAAUCCCGCGGCCAGAGCUACAGAACACGCCGGAUGUAACUACAGAGUUCGGCGGCUCACCCACUCAAAAUUACCCUGGUGGCCGCGCGGUUGUCAGGCAC